Molecule: messenger RNA, 6588 nt
Organism: Trypanosoma brucei brucei TREU927
Lineage: Eukaryota; Euglenozoa; Kinetoplastea; Trypanosomatida; Trypanosomatidae
Exons: 1
Coding region: 1-6588 (2195 amino acids)
Source: RefSeq, a predicted model, not a curated record
AUGAGCUCGGGCCGCAAUACAUCGGAGGACACCGAUGGGGCAGCACCGAGGAAGCGGAUUCUCAGUUCGUCAUCCCCUCCCUCGAGUUCGACGCUGGUGGUGGUGGUUUUUCAGUCGAGUCUCGAGGAAUUGAUGCUUGAAGCCACCCGUCACCGUUCUCUGGUCCCCCUGCGGGACGCCAUCCACUACGCGCGCAUGAAUGGUCACGCAGCAGGUGACAUCUUUCACGCGUUCGUACUUGCUUGUGAUUCGCUGCAUGGAAUGCGGCAGAGCCGCCCGCUGCUUUUGCGGAGUCUAAAGGACUUGGCCAAGAUGGCAUCGCUCCAAAUGAUACCCAUUACCCCCACCGUUGUGCAAGUUAUCUGCAAUCUUGUGCGUAAGAUGCUCGGAAGCGCGCUCCCCAACACCAACACGGCGGUUGCCACAUCACAGGGUCCCCAUAGUGCUUCCAAAGAUAAUCUACAACACGGAGUCGACAGCGCCACAGCCACUUCCAGUGCCCGGCACCGGAGUGCCUCAGAGGUACGAGUUGGUGCAGCAGCAACAGAUUUUGAGAGACUGGGAAGUACAAAGUACGGCGCUAGUAAUUCCUCCUUUCACGGCGGCGAAGCGGCUGGUGACCUUGUGCCGUCACCAGCAGCUGAUGACGAGUUGCAGAUCAGUAUUUUGCAGAUGCUCAUGUCUUUUCUCUCCGUGUGUGAGCUAAGCAAUGCAGGGCUUGCGGAUCUUAUGGGCGUAAUUUUUACCAUGUAUAUACAGUCCACGCCAGCGUCUGUAGUGGAGGCGUCCUGCGCCGCCACUAUUGAGCAGCGUACAAUUGCAGUACUUGAAAAACUUCAAAACAUUGGAGGUGGGGAUCCUAUCCGAGGUUCCGGGGACGACAACAUUAGCGCUGGAAGUUCGGCAGUCCCACUACAAAAGGCCAAGUUGGACGUCACGGACACGAAGGAGAGGGACGAUUUGUUUACUGCGCGGAUACAGAUGGUAGCUUACGUGAAGGAUAUAUGUGCGCUCUGUGCUGAUACGGCGCCUAAAUGGCUGAAGAUUGGAAUGCACUGCAGCAACAGUGCUGGUCAGGAUACAGAGGGCGGGGUUUCCGACGCUAGUUGGGCCGUAGCACCUUGGCGAUUGCGCGUCUUGCUCCUCGAAACACUUAUUAAGUACUUUGAAACUCACAAGGUUACAUCCUCUCGUGAUGUAACUAUCUUCUUUGUGCAAUGUCUUAAUCAAGACAUCGUGCCACUCGUUCUAAGACGCAUGGACAGUUGCGACGGUUGCUCCGCCUCGCCUCAAAUGCCCGGGCAGAAAGAUGAUGGAAUUGUUGAACUUAUCCCAGUGACAGACGAUGAUGAACAUCAACUUAUUCUCACACAGAAGCUGAGUGUGACACUCCUCUCAAAUGCCCUUCCACUUUUACAAAACACCAUGCAUGCGAUCCUUCGACACAACGUUUCUUGUGUGGCGCGCUGCCUGGGGGAUGUGGAUCGCAAGGUCGAAAAUCAUUGCGCGUUAUCACUCUUGUCACUGUGGCGCAAGCAGGUCAGCAACUAUAAGGUGCUGCAGCAACUGUUGUUGAUCGCACCGGAGAGCAAUAGGUCCUUCACGGUGGUGAAUGAGGAUUCAUCGUCCCAGCAAGAGUCACAUAAAUUUUGGCAUGAUGUGCACUUUAAUCCAGACUCGGGGUGUGUCAGGUACGGCUCCACCACACUCAGCGACGGCAUGGAACCAUCGCGAUCGUCUUCGCUUCAGUCCCAAGGGCCCGGUUAUCCGCCUUUUGGUGACUCUGAGAAGUUGCUUCAGCCCUUUGCAGAACUUGUUGCGGCGGCUUCACGACUACUCACGAGGAUGAUUACUGCUGUCGAAGAUGGGGUGCUAGAAAGUGUCCGUGUGGAUCCACUGCCCGAAGGAUCAAAGAGCGUGGGUGAGCUGCUUCCGUCCCCCGUGACUACAGCUUCCUUUCUCAAAUCUCAUUUUAGAGCAGUCCUGCGGUCCCAAAGACUGUUGCAACAAAGAGUGUUCGGGAAUGCCCAAGAAGGUGAGAACAGCGACCACGGUGCACCCAAGGUCCCCCCCGCCACUACUGCUACAGAUGCUCGUCCUUCCCACCCCAAAGUGACGGGGGCAAGAGAUAUAUUGGAUUUCCUUGCGAUAUUCACACAAACUCUCGCCCACAUAGUGGAGGUGCUCACGCGGGAAAAAGAUAGUGUCCCAUUAGGGGAGAUGAAAUCUACCUUCAUCAGUUUGCAUCCUUUUCUUUUCCGUAGUUUCACCCUUUCGGCACAAAAAAUGAGAAGGGGCGGGGUCAUCUACACUGUGAUGAGGGGGAUCACGAACAUGGUGUAUAUUUCUUGCUUCUUGCGCCUUCCUGAAAUACGAAACAGCUACCUUGGGGUGUUCCGUAAACUGCUUAGUCAAGAGCGUGGACAGGAGGAGGUGAGUGGGGUGGUAAGGCGCCAACAAGAGGGUGCAGAAAGGCACGCGCCCAGCACACAAGGGUUUGGUUCGGAUGCCGACACCGUGGCGAAACUCGUGGACUGCUCCCUGGAAGUACUGGAGGAGAAACAGUAUAUUUUGAACUGUGUUGUAUCUAUAGCAUUCAACAUAGGUGGUGGUCUGGGUGACGGGUGGUGCGGCGUCGUGUCGUGUUUGCUCUUCACUCCGCAAGUUUUGCACGAUCUUCAAAAAACCAUUCAACGGCAACAACACGCCAACGUCCCGGCAAAGGAAGGAGUUUCUCGCGACACCGCACACGAUGUGGAGUACUUACAGGAUGCGCUGCGGGCCCUCUUCGUUAAUUGUGCACUUUCCCCAAGUGGCGAAUCCCUGUUGAAUCUUCUGGCAAACUUCGUGAAGGAGGCCUGCAAUAGCCUGCCCUUGGGUGCCGAAGGCUGCGAGGGAAAUAUCGGUGUCAGCACCAGCUAUCUUUCAUCGCUUCAACUUAUAUGUGAGUGCUGUUCAUUGGCUCUGCUGGUGGGAGCGGGCCGCAGUGAUGAGCUUCCCCCAAAGCUCUUUCUGCAGUUGUGGCGGCCGGUACGGGUGUUGUAUCAACGAUUGUUUAGCCCUCAGCACCUCAUGCUAUUGGUGAAAGCCUCCGCCACAGUUGAAGAGUUGAAGUCGGUACUUCGGGAUAUAUUGGAAAACGUCGUAGUCGUUGCGGCGCAGCUUUGUCGCUAUACCCAUUGUGACGGAAAAGCUGAAUAUUACUUGAUCCAUAGAAAAUGUGGAGCAGAUGCCGUAUUGGGUGGCGAACUGCUCGUUCAGCCCUUGACUUUAGGGCCGUUCGCCAACACAGGACUCGUGACUCUACUUUCCCGUCUCAGCAGUUUGUUGGGUCAGCCCCAAUUGGCAUUCCCAGAAGAUAGCGAAUCCUUUUCCAACAUUAAUUCUCACUGCGUGAGCACCGAAGGGAACAGUGCUGAUGAUGAUACAAGGCCAAGGGUGUUGUCAUCGGUGACAGAGUUGUUAGACACAAUAUACAGUAGUUUGCGCAAGUUACCGUUUGUGGCUCCAGCCGUAAUUUCUACUGUUGGCGUUGGUGGCGGCACGAACACGGCAUGUGACGACGUUGAUGUGCUGAAUACACUGUCGGGCGAUCUGUCGCUGCUACUCCUCAAAGAGGUUUUAAAGCUUAUUCAGGGAUUUGGCGAAGAUCUAUGCGGCCUGCCGUGGGAACACCUUUUACGUUUAUUACGUCGGUCAGUCACUAUGCACGAUCCCGUUGAGUUAAUGUCAUCGUUAUCGUCGAGCGAAGCCAGAGCGUUAGCAGGGUUGACGGAAGCAACGUCAGUCAAAUCUUUCCAUGUGCCAACGGGUGUAAAGCAAGGUAUCGGCGUGGCGUUUAGAACGCUGGAAACCGUCCAACACUCCCACAUAACAAGUUUGAACGGCGCUGGAUUGCGGGAAUUAAUUCGGUGUGGCGGGGCUUUCAUGACGCACCGUUUGCCUCAGGGUGAGGAACAAAGGUUGAACAUUAACCUCAGUGCCGUGCAACUGUUGUGGUCCAUCGCCGACUACAGCGCCUCCUUAGGGCAUCUACAGGAUGGAGAGGCGGACGACAACGGUGGAAAUGCUUCCACUUCCGACAGUCAGUAUGGUGGUGUAACUUAUGACCUCUUGUGGUGCACACUGCUGCUGCAGCUGUAUGACGGAUGCCUCGACUUGAGGCCUGAGGUUCGGCAAAGCGCCCUCAAGACGCUUUUUUCACUUGUUCAGGCGCACAGCAAUCGACUUUAUGCGGAUUCAUGGCGCACAUUCUUGCGCGAAGUGUUGGGUCCCCUAAUGGACAUUGUUUUGGAGGCAGCAAAAAGUUGCGCAGCGGCCCCUGACUUCUCAGCUGCACCAAGUGUCCCUCUACAGGGGGCCAGUGAGCCUGAUGAUACGGCGCACCUUCCAAAAUCCAACCGUCAAAAUAGUGAAGGCCAUCGAGUGACACAGCUCUUGAAACAUUUUAACGACACUCCAACAUUCUUAGACGAUGUCCGUGUGACAAUAAUGGAUUCGGUAUACCGGGUAUUCAUUUCGCACCACUCCGCGAUGCACAAAGCACUUGUCACACAGGCCAAGGUGGAGAAGCAGCGCGUGGAUGGAGAGCUUCUGCUACGCAAAACGUUGUCACAUUUUAUUGAUGUUUGUGCGGCGUCUCGACUCGUGUCACGAUCCACGUCCGGUGAGGUUGUUGCGCUCUCUGCUACAAGGGCAUUGCACGGAUUGAUGGCUUCACUCAAAUCAUCAACAUUAGCACCGGACCAGGUGCCUCUGCUUCUGAGGGAGGAGCGUGAGGCAGCGUGGUUGGCCGUCGAGGGUUUGAUUCACCGCGACAGUGAGUCCCUUCACACAGCAAAUGCACAGUGUACGCCUGCUGUUGUCAGCACCAUUGUAAGUGCACUGGGCGAUAUUGUGGUUCUUCAGCGCAGCAAUGCCUCGCAACCCACAACCCCGGGCUCAUCUGGACAACAGGAAGAGGCCCCUGUUUUUGCUUCUUCAUUGUUUGGUGCCCUGCGUCAGUCGUUUGCGAAUGAACCACGGAGCGAAGAAAGUAAGGUAGAUUCAUAUGAUUAUUUUCCUCGGUAUCUUCAACUUUCAGAGGUAUGCCUUCGGUCCCAUGCAGUGACAGAAGCCUAUUUUUUCCCCUCGAGGGUUCAAGUGGCCUUGCUUGAUGUGUGGAAACGCUUGUGGAUAUUUCUAGGCGCGGAGGAGCGAGGUGCUGUCGUGGGCGUAGUGAUGCGGCAGUUUCCCACAGAGGAAAUUGUCAUCACCUUCGUCGGCCAGAAAUUACGCACAUCCCAAACUAAAAGGUCCAAUGUGCUAGGCGGUGGUGCGGGGUUGGAUGAUCUUUUGGGUCAACAAGAGCCAAUUUCCCUUCGCCGUACUUUCCCCCCCGGUGCGCACCCCAACUUUCUUAUGGACCUCAUGGGCUUUCUUUACUUCAUCACCAAUGACGAAGGCUCCGCGAAGCAAACUGAACGCUGUCAAUCUUCUGGAAGUGUGAAGGACAGCUUGAUAACUCCAAUGAUACCUGCAAUAAUUCGUGGAGUUGGUGUGCUUCUGUUAUUAGAGUACGCUUCCCCAGAUGUGCUUGCCACACCGUGCCGCGGGUUAUUGUACCAUAUCCCGAGCGAAUUCUUUAACCGCGCAGAAAAGUGCCUUGAAAUGCUCUUAGUGGAUGUUUUGUGGAAUGUCGACAAACAGGACUCAUCGGCAACAGCGAUUACGACUGAGGGCGCGGAGAGCACCCUACACAUAAGCCGCCGUGAAGGCCUUUUGGCGUUUUGCUCCUGUUUUGCUUCGCUGACGUCACUAGCACGCGUGAUGGCGGCAGCUGUCGAAACUGGGGCGAGUAGCACGACUGAAGGGAAGUAUCCAGAAAACCUUGUCAACGCACUGCAGCGCCUCGAGCGGCUGGUUUCGCUGCUUGGAAAACUUAUACCAUAUGUUAUGCGCUACUCUACCGAUGUGAGCGUGGUUACUGAUGCCUUACAGGUACUUGUGCCGGUUUCUUCUGCAGAAUCAUCGUUAUUUGCCGGCGUGGCACGCCGCAGUCUGUGCCUUCUCCGACAGUGGUCCUUGUCGUCGCCGAGCGGUGGGCCGAGUUGUGAGAGGGAAAAACAAAAGGGUAUUCCCCAGGAACUUCAAAAGAAGGAAGUUGGCACUGGUGAACUACAGUCUAUUGAAGAGGGUGAACUGACUGACAAAAGAUUGCAGAGUAUGGCGCGAGCUUCGAUGGGCGCCCGCAACCGAGCAGUUUUCCGUCGUUUUCUCCACGAUAUUGGAAAUGAGGAGGCACGGCAAAUGGCAAAAACAUCUUUGCAGACAAUAGCACUAAUCCAUCCGGUUCCGGAAGGGAUUGAAAAGGCGGUGGAGGAGAGUGACAAGGGCUCAGCGGUCAGCAAACCGUACCCACAAGGUGCUUCUGAUGCAACUCCAACCGAUUGUGACCGCGGCGAAAGCGACACGACAUCACUUAAGCGGACGUUGCUGCAGAUGGUGCGUCUCGUUGCACAUACCGGGGAUGAUCCAGAGUUCAGCGCAUUGCUGUCCAACGCUAUUCUGGGUGUUUGCUCCUCACUGGGUCUAACCGAGCUUUCUUGA